AUGAGCGAAGUAAAUUCCCCUAUCAACCUCAACCUCAAGAGCCCAGAUCUCUUCCGGGAUAAAGCAUACGUAAAUGGACAAUGGAUCGAAGCAAAGUCCGGGAAGAGAUUCGAUAUCAUCGAUCCCGGCACUGACCGGAAAUUCGCCUCAUGUCCGGACAUGGCAGCCGAGGAUGUCGACGACGCAGUGAAAGCAGCACAAGCAGCAUUCCAAACCUACCGCACAUUCACUCCGCGCGCCCGCUCCGAGCUACUGACUAAAUUCUACAACCUAAUCCAAGAGCACAAGGACGACAUCGCCACGAUUCUUGUAUACGAAACCGGCAAGCCGUUGGCCGAGGCCUACGGUGAGAUCGAUUACGCGUCCUCGUUUCUGCGCUGGUUCGCUGGCGAGGCGGAGCGUGUGCAAGGCACAACCUUUGCUGCUGCUCUUCCCGGCCGCCGGGUCUUCACUAUCAAGCAGCCCCUUGGUGUCACGGCUGCCUUGGUACCAUGGAAUUUCCCAAUUGCGAUGGUCUUGAGGAAAGCUAGUGCAGCUCUAGCAGCGGGGUGUACGAUGGUUGCGAAACCAUCACCCGAGACCCCUUUAUCGGCUUUGACACUAGCAUAUCUGGCUGAAAAGGCUGGAAUCCCAAAAGGCGUGCUUAACAUCUUGCCUACCACUCUAGCGAAUACGCCUAGUCUCAGUGAAGCCCUCUGCAGGCAUCCCCUAGUGAAGAAGGUGUCUUUUACUGGCUCUACUCGAGUCGGAAAGAUUCUUUCUGCUCAUUGCGCGGAUGGCCUGAAAAAGCUGACACUCGAGCUAGGAGGUAAUUGCCCAUUCAUAGUAUUCGGCGAUGCGAAUUUGAACCAGGCUUGCGAUGCAUUGAUGGCGCUGAAAUUCCGACACGCGGGCCAAGCUUGUGUCACAGCAAACCGAGUAUAUGUCCAUAGGGAUAUAUAUGAAAAGUUCUCACAUAUUUUAGCGGAGAAAACGCGUCAAAUCCAGGUCGGCCAUGGUAUCGAGAAGGGGACGACUAUGGGUCCCCUUACGGUCCCUACGGGCGUCGACAAGACAGCUGCUCAGGUUGAGGAUGCCGAGAAGAAUGGUGGGACCAUUCUAACGGGAGGUAAUCGUAUAACCUCAAGAAACGGGUAUUUCUUUGAGCCUACAAUCAUCACGAAUGCAUCGCAAGCUAUGAAGAUUGCCUCGGAAGAGACCUUCGGCCCUCUACUAGCUCUUUUCCCGUUCGAUACGGAGGAAGAAGCUCUCGAGGCCGCUAACAACACAAGUAUGGGCUUGGCUUCGUAUUGUUUCACCAAAAACGUCGACAGGAUGUGGCGCAUGUUUGAGAAUCUCGAGGCGGGUAUGAUCGGGUUAAAUACCGGAAACUCAUCCGCUGCCGAGUCACCUUUUGGCGGAAUGAAAGAUUCAGGGUUCGGUAAGGAGUCUGGCAAGGACGUUGCUAUCAAUGAGUAUCUGAUCACGAAAACCGGAACGUUAACCCUGGAAGGACAAUACUGAAUAAAACAAUGACUCAUAAAAAUGUUGCCAUUUUGGAUCUGGCUAUAAGAUAGCAGAUUUUUAAUGAUAUAUGUUUAGUAUCGAGAGUUGAAAAUAUCAACACGUACCAUAAACUCAGGGACCAUUACGUCAGCAGCAAACCCCUAAAUUCCCCUCCCCGCUCCCCCGAAUAGGUCACAUAAUCAGGGCUUGCUGCUGUGC
Molecule: messenger RNA, 1704 nt
Organism: Hypoxylon trugodes
Lineage: Eukaryota; Fungi; Ascomycota; Sordariomycetes; Xylariales; Hypoxylaceae
Product: aldehyde dehydrogenase
Exons: 8
Coding region: 1-1503 (500 amino acids)
Molecular function (GO): succinate-semialdehyde dehydrogenase (NAD+) activity
Source: RefSeq, a predicted model, not a curated record